GUGUGCAUUGAAGAUCAUUAAUGUGAAGAGAGUCAUUUAUAUAUAAAAUCCCGAAAUACAUUUGUGAAUCCUUCUGUGUGCAUUUAUUAUUGAUGCGACUGAUCUGACUCCAAAGUUUGGGCUUAUAAAUAAUUUCCACUUUUAUUUUGGAAAUCAAUAAGGUGCGGAAGUGAUACCGGAAGCGAUUGUGCUUACCGAGGCUAACAUGCUAACUUUUUCCGUUACGGACCACGUGCGUUACCAUAAGAUCCAGUCGGAGUGAACCAGCAGAGCCUGUGUGUUUGGAUAAACCUGUUGAAGCGGACUUUGUGUGAACUUUCGGGAUGUUUCACCGCAGACUCAUCUCCUGUUAGCCAAGAAUGCUAAAGGAAGUUAGCGCAGCUUGCUAGCAGGAAGUAGACGGAGACGGAGCUCGGCCUCACAGUGCUAGUCGGAGUAGCUUCGAUAGAGACCAAACUGUAUUUUCACGGAGCCAAAGUGUCCAAAUGUCCAGACAGACCUGUCUGAAGAGACUCUGCGCUGUUCGCUUUAUUUGAAAAUGUUUAGCAUCUGAAUUAUCUCCCGGCGUCCUACGGAGCUAAUGGAGUUAGCUUAGCUUGCUAGCAGGAAGUAGACGGACGCGAACGUGAUGUAACUUAGCAACACAGCGCGCAUCAGAGUGAGCAGACAGUUUUUAACGGAGUGAGUCUGGAGGAAAAGCUGCUGUGAAGCUGUGAAAAUGUUUAAAAUCCAGAACGAGGAGGAACUUUGUGGACAACGCAAACUACUGGACGCUGUUUUCCAGCCUGAAGUCCGGCUGCACAGAGCAGACGUCCAGAUGCUGUUGGUGAGUAAAGAAGAGGAUCCCCCUGAGCAGCAGGACUGGAGCCCCAGUCUGGACCAGGAGGACCCACCAGAGCCCCUACACAUUAAAGAGGAACCAGAGGAGCUCUGGACCAGUCAGGAGGGAGAGCAGCUUCGAGGGCUGGAGGAGGCCGAUAUCACCAAGUUCACAUUCACUCCUGUCCCUGUGAAGAGUGAAGAAGAUGAUGAAGAGAAACCUCAGCCCUCACAGCUUCAUCUAAGACUAAGUAAACAUAUUAAAACAGAAGCCGAUGGAGGACCAGAACCAGCCAGGAUCUCAGAUCCAGAUACACAUCUAAAACUAGAUACUGAUGACGAAACGUCAGACUCCUCUGAAUCUGAGACUGAUGACAGUUGUGAUUGGGAGGAGACCAGGGAACCUCAGUCAGGUUUAAACCCUCUGCAGAACAAUGAAGUACCUGUAAGUGAUCAGGAAUGUAAUACUGGAAAAACAUCAGGUAGCUCCUCUGAAUGUGCUACAAGCUUUGGUCACAAGGAACAUCUGCAGAAACAAGAUGGACUCCAAACAGGAGAGAAACCAUUUAGUUGCUCAGUUUGUGGUAAACGAUAUUCUGGGAAGAACUCCUUAAUGACUCAUAUGAGACUUCAUUCAGAAGGAAAACGUUUCAGCUGCUCAGUUUGUAAAAAAACUUUUCCAUGGAGAAGAGAAGUUGUGAGGCACAUGAGAAUCCACACAGGAGAGAAACCCUUCAUUUGUUCUGUUUGUGGUAAAGGAUUUGCAGAAAAGACACAUCUGAGACGACACUCGACUGUCCACGUAAGGGAGAAACCAUUCAGUUGUUCAGUUUGUGGUAAAGGAUUUGGACAAAGGGGAAAUCUGAAACAACACUUGACUGUCCACACAGGGGAGAAACCAUUCAGUUGUUCAGUUUGUGGUAAAGGAUUUGUAGAUAAGGGAAAUCUAACACGACACUUGACUGUCCACACAGGGGAGAAACCAUUUAGUUGUUCUGUCUGCGGUAAAGGAUUUGCACAAAAGACACAUCUGAGACGACAUUCAACUGUCCACACAGCAGAAAAAACAUGUAGUUCUUCAGUUUGUGGUAAAGGAUUUGUUGAUCAGGGAAGUCUGAAUCAACACUUGACUGUUGACACAAGGGGGAAACCAUUUAGUUGUUCAGUUUGUGGUAAAAGAUUUGUAGAUAGGGGAACUCUGAGACGACACAUGACUGUCCACACAGGGGAGAAAUCCUUCAGUUGUUCUGUCUGUGGUAAAGGAUUUGCACAGAAGACACAUCUGAGACGCCACUCGACUGUCCACACAGGGGAGAAACCAUUUAGUUGUUCAGUUUGUGGUAAAGGAUUUGGAGAAGGGGGGACUCUGAGACGACACAUAAGAAUCCAUACUGGGGAGAAACCAUUUAUUUGUUCAGUUUGUGGUAAAGGAUUUGUAGAAAGGGGAAAUCUGAAACAACACUUGACUGUCCACACAGGGGAGAAACCAUGUAUUUGUUCAGUUUGUGGCAAAGCAUUUGUAGAUAGGGGAACUGUGAGACGACACAUGAAAAUCCACACUGGGGAGAAACCCUUCAGUUGUUCAGUUUGUGGUAAAGGAUUUGGAGAAAGGGGAAAUCUGAAAAAACACCUGACUGUCCACGCAGUGGAGAAACCAUUUAGUUGUUCGGUUUGUGGUAAAGCAUUCACUCUGCUUCAUAUGUUCAAAAACCACAAGUGUGCUGGUGAGAGCAGCGGAAGUAAAUGAAGCUGCAGAGAUGCAUGUUGAGCCAAUUCCUUCCAGCAGGAUCUGAAGUACUGAGGACAAGACUCAGCUCAACACUGAUCAGUUCAAAACUGUGAUACAGACUCCAAAAUAAGACGUGCGUCAUCUUUUCAGCUAAGAUGAAACCAUGAUCAACGUGGAUUCUGAUGAACAUCUUGUAUCUUUAUUGAUAAAAGAAUUAGCCUCUAGAUCAUGAAAUAGACUCUGUUAGGACUCAAAGAUGAACGUCCCCCAAACGUCUUCACAAGUCAUAAAACAGACCCCGCCAGGUCCCAAGGAGGACAGUAAUGGGACGUUAAGUGACAACUUUACGAUGCACAGACCUCAAACUGACCCAGUACCCCCACAUCGCAGGGGGAUGGAAGUCAUUGAUAUGUUUUGUGUCAUUAACCAUAUGAAAAGUAUGUGAAGUUUUGAGCCCUGAACUAAUGGGAACAGUUUCUUUAUAUGAAGAAAUUAAGUGUGUAUGAUAGUUUUACAAGGCAUGGCACCAUUUUGUUGUGGUGACACAAAACAUUUUUUUCAGUAACAUGUUUGGUAAUUUGGGACACACAGUUUCUUUAGUGUAGGCCCUUGGAGUCAACUCUAAUGACAUAUUUCAAACUGAUUUCUUGUUUUCUUAACUGAUUGACUGCGGACCACCUACUGCCCCUCUGUUCCUGCUCAACAACCGCUACUACAAAUAUUAUUAUUAGUCUUAUUAUCAGUUAUUACUAUUUUUUUAUUAUUAUUAUUUAUCUGCCUCUUAAAAGGAAGUUUUUCCUUCCCACUGUCGCCAAAUUCUUGCUCAUGGUGGGAAUUGUUGGGUCUCUGUAAGUAGUAUUAUUUAUUUAUGAGUACAGUCUAGACCUGCUCAAUAGAAAAAGUGAAAUGAAAUAACUUCUUUGAUGAAUUGGUGCUAUAUAAAUAAAAUAGUAUUGAAUUAACCUAAAUAUAAAUUAAAUAUGUCUAAGGUUAUUUGAAAUAAUGGACUAGCCUAUUAUGACAUGUUCAUUCUGUCCUCAUUCCACUUAUUGCAAUUGAGAUGGCGUGUUUAGACUGUUUAUAGAGCUGACGAAAUAGGAAAUGUAAUAAAAUAAUUUUCAUAACAAAUUAAGUGAUCAUAGCUUGCAAUAAGACAAAAAGUAAGCUGGAAUACCAAAUCUCACAGCCCGUCAGGGGGGCAUGUGUAUUUGGUCUGCCUGCCACCUGACAUGUAUUGAUUUUUAUUUUACUAUUUCAUUUGCUGUAAUAAGUAUAUAUGCAUAUAGGAACAUAUGUAUUUGUGUUGUCAUAAUAACAAAUGUUGUACAUUAUUGCCAUUUAAACCUCGGUUAACAGUCUCUUACUUAUUGCGAAGUGAAUAAUUCUGUUUAUUCAUAAAAGAUGUUUGGUGUCUUUCAGCAACUGAGUAGGCCAACCUUUUAAACAUGGAAGCAUCAAACAUGUAAUAAACUUACUUCUUUCAUUCUUUAGGAAAGAAAUUAAAACAAAAAUAAUUAAGACAAGAUAGUUGGAUGGGGGAGUAGGAUCUCCCUUCAAUAUAAUCAUGACAUGGAAUCGUAAAACAUUUCACAAGUGCUUCCCAAAACCUCUCAGCUGCUGGUGUAACGGUGCAUUUUACUGGUCAAUACUAAAGUUGUAUCCGCUGUCUCCUGUGUUUCCACAAAUUUAGACAUCUUCUUAUCAUUCACUGCUUUAUCUGGUAUACACUGGUCCUCAGUGAUUUAUUAUUUGUUCAUUGCUGUAUUCAUAACAUUUAUUCAUGUUUGCAUUUGUUCGUUAAUUUGUUGUUUAGCAGUUAUUAGUUAUGUGGUAGUUUACUGUGUGUGUACUUAGUAGUUUAAUAAACCUUUAAUUUAUCAAGAACAUGAUUUUUAUGUGGUUGGUGCAUAUGAGGUAUUAUGAUCACUGUACACAAAGUCAAGAAGUCCAUAGCAACCUUCUAACCGACUAAAUUAAUUAAUUGGCUAUCAAUUUCCCCCCAUUCUUUUUUGAUAGCUGGAAGUGUGUGUAAAUCUGCUCCUCUUACUGCUGGGGUAAGAACUCAGCCUUGUACAUGGGGCAUGCGCUCUACCAGGUGAGCUACCUGCACCCCUUGAGGUCGGUUUUAGACCGGUUCCAGACUUUUGGACCUAUGAAGACCUCGUCAGACUCUUGUCAACCAGCAGCUGCAGUUUCUACAUGUGCUUCUCUAUAAAAUGCCACUGAGAUAAAUGUAAAAUGAUGUGUUGCUGUGAGAAGAUUUUUGAAAGAAGUUAAUUUUUUACUGGAAACUGGUUGUAAUAUUCUCACGGCUUAAACAUGUUUUCAUUUGUUCUAAGAAAAUGUUUUUAAAAUCUCAAUAACAGGAAUAAAUGAGUAAAUACAAUGUUUAUAAUGAUUCAUUUUGUGUUGAUUUAUGAUAUGAUUCCAUUGUAACCUUUUUGUAAACCAUUAUAUGUUACGAAUAAAAAUGUGUAAUGCUUUAAUA
Siniperca chuatsi (mandarin fish) is the source of this 5036-nucleotide messenger RNA. Its product is annotated as gastrula zinc finger protein XlCGF57.1-like. Gene Ontology annotation, cellular component: PcG protein complex; transcription regulator complex. Gene Ontology annotation, molecular function: RNA polymerase II cis-regulatory region sequence-specific DNA binding; DNA-binding transcription factor activity, RNA polymerase II-specific. Gene Ontology annotation, biological process: regulation of transcription by RNA polymerase II. The record is from RefSeq and is a predicted model, not a curated record. The coding region runs from base 719 to 2566 and encodes 615 amino acids. The transcript has 3 exons. NCBI's taxonomy places the organism in Eukaryota, Metazoa, Chordata, Actinopteri, Centrarchiformes, Sinipercidae.